CUAGGAGUAUAAAAUUAUAUAUACUCCCUAAUAUUGUACGGGUUGAAUCGUCCUUUGGCCUCUUAUUAUUGAAAGGCUAGGCGAGGGGGAAGCAAAGCACACAUGAAAUGAAAUCAAAGUUGGUAUGAUGAUGAAGAAAAGUAAUACUACUACCAUUAUUCUUUGUAUAGACGGAGGUGGUGGAAUUAGAGCAAUCAUCCCUGCUCUCAUCCUCUCCUAUCUUGAGUCCCAGCUUCAGGAGUUGGACGGGGAGGAGGCGCGGAUAGCGGAGUACAUGGACGUGAUAGGAGGAACCGGCACAGGUGGCCUCAUCACCGCCAUGCUCACUGCCCCUAAUAACAACAACCAACGCCUCCAUCGGCGCCGCCGCCCUCUCUUUGCCGCUAAGGACAUCCCUCCUUUCUUCCUCCACCAUUUCCCCCUAUUUUUCCCUCACAUCAAAGGGCCAUUUGGGGAGGUAAUAAACCAGAUGAAAGCAUCGACGGGGCCUAAAUAUGAUGGAAAAUACAUUUCCAAACUUGUCAAGGACUUAUUUGGAGGCACCAGGUUGCAUCAAACCUUGACCAAUGUCGUUAUUCCUACUUUUGACAUAAAGACCCUUCAACCACUCAUCUUCAACUCAUUUGAGACAAUAAAAGAUACGACCUUGGAUGCAAAGCUAUCAGACAUAUGCAUGGGUACCACUGCCACACCAACCCUUCUGCCACCCCACUACUUCAACAACAAAGACUACAAAGGAACCCAAAGAGAAUUCAACCUCGUCGACGGAUCUCUUGUUGCAAAUAACCCCACUCUAGUAGCUAUCAAUGAAGUGGCUAAGCAAGUGCUGAAGGGACACCCAGCCUUCGAUCACCAGGCCAAACCCUUGGAACCAUCGGGGCGGCAAUACAUCGUCAUAUCGAUCGGGGCAGGCUCUUGCAAGAAAGAACACAAGUACAACGCCAGAAAGGCACGAAAGUGGGGACUGUUUGAUUGGCUGUUCAAUGGGAACUCCAUUCCAUUAAUGGAAGCUUUUCAUCAAGCUAGCACAGACAUGGUUGAUGUCCAGACCUCUGUUCUCUUGUCAGCUCUUCACUCAGACGACAACUACCUCCGAAUCCAAGAUGAGACGUUGUGUGGGGCUUUGUCAGCAGUGGAUAUGGCGACUAAGGAGAAUAUGGAGAGGCUUGUGAGAGUUGGGGAGAAUCUAUUGAGAAAACCAGUUUGCAAACUUGAUAGAGUUACUGGAGAAUAUAAGCCCGUCCAUAAUGGAGGAACCAAUAUGGAAGCACUUAAAAAGUUCGCAAAGAUGUUAUCAGAUGAAAGGAAAUUGCGGCAAUCACAAAUGGCUCUCCCUUUGAGUGAUUACAUUCAUAGCUAGCUGAUGAGUACGUAUUUAUGACUCUUAUUUUAGACUUCCCUAUUUGUUUGAAUUGAAUAUAUGUACCCUCCUCACACCAUAGCAUAGUGUCUCUUAAAGUUCUUUCUCUAUUGACCUUUUGAGAAUUUAUGAAAGAGAAUUUGCGAUCAUUUUUUUAUCUUUAAUAGGGAGUAUUUUUUAAUCACAUAACAUAAAAGAUCUGUUAGAAU
Messenger RNA from Cuscuta campestris, 1569 nucleotides. Lineage: Eukaryota; Viridiplantae; Streptophyta; Magnoliopsida; Solanales; Convolvulaceae. The record is from the annotation of a GenBank genome assembly.